This is a messenger RNA of Ruditapes philippinarum (Manila clam), 787 nucleotides long. RefSeq names its product vitelline membrane outer layer protein 1-like. Bases 49 to 708 code for a protein of 219 amino acids. The transcript is spliced from 3 exons. The record is from RefSeq and is a predicted model, not a curated record. Lineage: Eukaryota; Metazoa; Mollusca; Bivalvia; Venerida; Veneridae.
AAGGAAUGGGACAUAUUCACAUGAUAAGAUCACUUGACAUAGCUGGACAUGUUGGCAAUUGUAGGUUUAUUUCUUUUACAAUUUCAAAUAUUACCAAGUAAUUCUCUGAUUUUAGUUAGCAACGCACCAAGACGGGUUAUCAAAACUCUGAAAGCCUCAAAUGGUGCGCCGUGGGGAAGUUGGGGACCUCCACAAUUUUGUGCUGAAGGAACAUAUGCCAUUGGAUACUCAAUCAAGGCAGAAUCUAAUCAAGGCAGUGGGGACGACACGUCGUUGAAUUCUAUAAAACUAGAAUGUAAAGGUCUGGAUGCUGUACGGUCUGGCGGCAUAAUAACGUCACGUGAAGGUCCGUUCGGUCAUUGGUACAGCGAAGUUAAAUGUCCCUCCAGAAAUGGAGCGCCUACGUUUCUUAAAGAAUUCAUUCUGCAAGUGGAACCGGACCAAUACAGUGGCGAUGACACGGCUGCCAACUUUGUUAAGUUUUACUGUAGAGACUUUGCCGGGCUUACGUACCCUAGUGAGUUAUCUGUUUCCCCUGGACAUGGCAAUUACGGCAGUUGGGGACGCUGGAGUGGAAGUUGCGGCGCUAACUCUGCAAUUUGUGGGCUAAAGACACAGGUCGAAGGGGACCAAGGAGGAGGGGAUGAUACUGCUUUAAAUAAUGUCGAGUUUUAUUGUUGCGAGGAGAAUUCUGAGGCCGGAAAGUAACGCAAUCUUUGAUCAUAGUGAUUAUAAUGAAAUUGGAUAAUUUGUAGCUAAUACAGGUUUUUAUUAAAAUUAGAAUAUA